AUGUAUAGAAUUCUAUUUACUAAAAUUUUUUUUCUGACAUUAAGUGCUUGGAUAUUGCGAGCCUCUGAUAAUAGAAAGGGUGUCGGCUUUAACGUGAACAAUAGGAGAAGAAGUGCGCAUAAUGAUCUGCAGUUAAGAGUACCUAGAUUGCUUUCAGUAAAUGAUUUAGAUUCAGAAAUAGAUUAUGGUAGUUUAGAAAGCUUGGGGGAUGGAAGAGAAAAAGAAGAAAUAUAUGAACGGCGAGGAAAAGUGGAUUUACGUUCUUUCACUUUUGAUGACAGUGAAGAAUUGGACCCCAACUUGGAAUCAUUUAAAGAAUAUAUGAAAUAUGUAGCAAAAAGUGAUAAAUCUUUUCGAGAAAAAUAUGACGAUACAAGGGAUUAUAUCAAAAAUAUGGAUCCCAUGACAAGAAAAAAAAUUAAAAAUGAAAUGAAAGACAGGCUAAGCGAAAGAAGGCGUACGAAGCGUCGAAGAAAAUGCAGCCAAUUGCAUGGCUUAUGCAAUGAUAUGUAUGGAGAUUUACAGUAUAAUGAUUACAGAAUGAAGGCUCAAAUACGCAAGAUGAAAAGAAAAAUAUCAGCUCGUUCCUUCAUCGCCGGUGCUCUAUCAGCUAUUUUAGCCAUUUUGUUGUUUCCAAUUGAAUUAAUUUGCUCCUCUGGUGUACUGCUCAUUAUGGGUCUCUCUUUAGUUUUCUUACUCUUGGAGGAAAUAUAA
Messenger RNA from Plasmodium knowlesi strain H, 714 nucleotides. Its product is annotated as Plasmodium exported protein, unknown function. The transcript is spliced from 2 exons. NCBI's taxonomy places the organism in Eukaryota, Apicomplexa, Aconoidasida, Haemosporida, Plasmodiidae. The record is from RefSeq and is a predicted model, not a curated record. Bases 1 to 714 code for a protein of 237 amino acids.